Carassius auratus (goldfish) is the source of this 1565-nucleotide messenger RNA. Its product is annotated as LIM/homeobox protein Lhx6. Gene Ontology annotation, molecular function: DNA-binding transcription factor activity, RNA polymerase II-specific; RNA polymerase II transcription regulatory region sequence-specific DNA binding. Gene Ontology annotation, biological process: neuron differentiation; regulation of transcription by RNA polymerase II; forebrain neuron development. Gene Ontology annotation, cellular component: nucleus. The transcript has 9 exons. The record is from RefSeq and is a predicted model, not a curated record. Lineage: Eukaryota; Metazoa; Chordata; Actinopteri; Cypriniformes; Cyprinidae. The coding region runs from base 404 to 1528 and encodes 374 amino acids.
CCUCUGAUCUGAUCUGUAAACUUUCAUAAGGUAGGCUGUGCUCUGGCUGCCUAUGAGGAGAGCAGGAGCGAAACCUGCCAGCCCCUCAAUUUUCUCCACUUCCUGUGCUCAAGCAACUGCAUCCCAAAAGAGGGGAAAAGUAGGAAAUAUCCGCAAACGGUUCUAAAUAAGGCGUCCCGACGAACCGCUCGCGCUCGCGCGUCUGCUGCAGCUCAUUGACCAUCACGAAUGUCAAGACUUGAGACGUUUUUAUUACUUUACCGAUCGUUAUUGAUUGCCUGUACGGAAAGAAACGGCGAACUGGGAUCACAUCAGACCGAGUUUGACCACAUGGGAUAACACAUUUUAACAGAAAACGCUUAAAGCAAUUUGAAGAUCUCGAAAGAGAAGGUAAAGCCGUCAAAUGUAUUGGAAAAAUGAGGCUUUGGCCCCUCUAUCAGAGGGAAAUCAGUUUCUAUCCGAUGGAAUUCCUUCAAAACAGGUGAUCUCUCCAGACUCGCACAGCACACCGGGAGCAUCACGCUGCGUGGACGGACAACACGGACGCGCGAUGUCGCAGUCUGACGGAGAAUCUCACAGGUCUGCUAUGGAGAAAGACGACACGCGCUCUUCGCCCAGUCCGCCCUCGACUCCGUCCGUCUGCUCGCCCGCGUCCAGCGCCUCCUCCGAGCCGUGCACCGGGAAGAACGUGUGCGCGAGCUGCGGGCUCGAGAUCCUGGACAGAUAUCUGCUCAAGGUUAAUAAUCUGAUCUGGCACGUGAGGUGUCUGGAGUGCUCCGUCUGCAGGACGUCACUACGUCAACACAGCAGCUGCUACAUUAAAAAUAAGGAAAUCUUCUGUAAAAUGGAUUAUUUCAGGUUUGGUACAAAGUGUGCCCGCUGUGGCCGGCAGAUCUACGCCAGCGACUGGGUACGGCGAGCCAGAGGCAAUGCCUACCAUCUGGCCUGCUUCGCCUGCUUCUCCUGCAAACGGCAGCUGUCCACAGGCGAAGAGUUCGGGCUGGUGGAGGAGAAAGUACUUUGUCGGAUCCAUUACGACACAAUGGUGGAGAACCUGAAACGGGCCGCGGAGAGUGGAAGCGGACUCACUCUGGAGGGGGCGGUGCCGUCAGAACAGGACAGUCAACCAAAACCAGCUAAAAGGGCACGAACGUCCUUCACUGCAGAACAACUGCAGGUAAUGCAGGCACAGUUUGCACAGGACAACAACCCUGACGCUCAGACCCUGCAGAAGUUGGCAGACAUGACAGGACUGAGUAGACGAGUCAUACAGGUUUGGUUUCAAAACUGCAGAGCGAGACAUAAAAAGCACACUCCACAGCACGGCGGCCCACCUCAAGCUCACCCGCAGGCCCGCAUGCCCCCCUCGCUGCCUGACGAGCUGCAUUACUCCCCUUUCGGCAGUCCUGAGAGAGCACGCAUGGUGGCCCUGCACGGGUACAUCGAAAGCCAUCCAUUUUCAGUGCUCACUACACAGAGCCUCCCUCAUCAGGCCAUGACGUUACCGCAGCUCCCUCUCAGCCGCUAACACCCCCGCCUCGCACUGACCCCUGACCUCUGACCUC